Molecule: messenger RNA, 1401 nt
Organism: Spodoptera littoralis (African cotton leafworm)
Lineage: Eukaryota; Metazoa; Arthropoda; Insecta; Lepidoptera; Noctuidae
Source: the annotation of a GenBank genome assembly
AUGGCUAAUCAGUGGGGACAAAAAGUAGAAGACUUGGAAAUAUCAAAUAAAGUAGCUGGAUUAGGUUUAAAUAAAAAGCCUCUGAAUGAGUCUGCAGAUUCUGAUGACUCCCCCGACACAGCAAAUCCAGCAGACACAUCUCUGUUGAUGAAAAUAAUAAGGCAAGGUCUAGUUGAGUCUAAAUUGGAUAUUGAAAUUCAAAGAAAAGAUCCCAACUCUCCACUGUAUUCUGUCAAAACCUUUGAAGCUUUACACUUGAAGCCCAAUUUACUGAAAGGAGUAUAUGCAAUGGGUUUUAAUGCUCCCUCAAAGAUUCAGGAAACUGCUUUGCCUACCCUUUUAGCUGACCCUCCACAAAACAUGAUUGCUCAAUCUCAGUCUGGUACUGGUAAAACCGCAGCUUUUGUGCUGGCUAUGCUAAGCAGAGUAGAUCCCACUAAAAAUUAUCCUCAAGUGUUGUGUUUGAGUCCAACUUAUGAACUAGCUAUACAGACUGGAGAAGUGGCUGCAAAAAUGGCUAAGUUCUGUCCUGAGAUCAAACUGAAGUAUGCUGUAAGAGGUGAAGAGGUGCCUCGAGGAACUAAAAUAACUGACCAUAUUAUUAUUGGAACACCUGGGAAAAUGCUUGAUUGGGGUGUGAAGUUUGGCAUGUUUGAUAUGACUAAAAUUCGAGUAUUUGUUCUGGAUGAAGCUGAUGUGAUGAUUGACAGACAAGGUCACCAAGACCAAUGCAUUCGUAUUCACAAAUGUUUGCCCUCAACUUGUCAGAUGAUGUUCUUUUCUGCAACCUAUGGUUCUGCUGUCAUGGAGUUUGCUGAAAUGAUUGUUCCCAAUGCUAUUAUCAUAAGACUGUUACGAGAAGAGGAGUCCUUGGAUAAUAUCAAGCAGUACUAUGUUAAAUGCAAGAAUGCAGAUGAAAAGUACAGAGCCAUUUGUAAUAUUUAUGGUGUGAUAACAAUUGGCCAAGCUAUUAUAUUCUGCCACACAAGGAAAACAGCCAGCUGGUUAUCUGUCAAAAUGUCUGAGGAUGGACAUUCUGUAGCUGUACUUUCAGGUGAAUUGACUGUUGAACAAAGAAUAGCUGUACUGGACCGUUUCAGAGCUGGUUUGGAAAAAGUAUUGAUCACCACAAAUGUAUUGUCUAGAGGAAUAGAUGUUGAACAAGUGACACUGGUUGUUAACUUUGAUAUGCCUAUGGACAUGGACAAGAAAGCUGAUUGUGAAACAUAUUUGCACAGAAUAGGUCGCACAGGACGUUUUGGUAAAGCUGGUAUUGCAAUUAAUUUAAUUGAUUCUGCACAAGCAAUGAAUAUUUGUAAGGAAAUAGAAGGUCAUUUUGGUAAAAAGAUACAGCUGUUGGAUAUUGAAGAUGCAGAAGAAAUUGAGAAAAUUGGUGCAUAA